AUAGAAUUUCAGUCAUUCAGAAAAUUGCAUCCAAAUGCCACGGAAUAUCCUCAAUAUCUAGUAUCUAUUUGGCUGCCUUUCAAUGUUCAAACCCAUUUUACAUUAGCGUUAAUUUGUCAAACGGUUCUUUUUCUGCAAUCCUGUGUUUUAAAUUACUCAAGCACAGUUCUAUUUAAUACGCUUAUGAUUUAUGUAGUCAUUAAACUGAAAAUAUUACAACAUUUAUUUCAAAAUUUUAAUACGUAUCCGAAAAACUUGGAAAAUUUCCAUAUGGAAUUAAGAGAUGUUUUGGCAAUCGAUAACCUUAAGCAUCUCAUUCGUCAGCAUCAAGAUAUAAUCAGUUUUGUUAAGGAACUAGAUAAAAAUAUUAAAAUUGGAGUUCUGAUUGAGUAUACCAUAACUUCAUUGAUGUUGGCUACAAUAAGCAUUCAAGUAUUAACCGGAAACAAAGUAGCUAGUUUUUCCUUUUAUGGCUUAAUACUGAUUUACCAACUAUUUUUAUUGUCAUGGAAUGCGGCCGAAAUUAAAACUCAGAGCGAGAAAAUUGCUGGUGCAAUAUAUGCGACUGAUUGGUAUGUUUACGGUCCUGGUGUUAAGCAAAUAAUACAUUUCAUAAUCAUGAGAUGCUCUAGAGGGCUCUCAUUGGAUAUUGGACCGUUCGGUCCUAACGACUUAGGUGCUGCUUCUGCUAGGCUGAAAUUGGCAUAUUCCUAUGUAUCCGUGAUGGGCAACAACAAAUAAAAUGCAUAAAAGUUGAACUAGUUAUUAUAGAUUAUAUGCUAUCAUCACAAUGUUUAUGUAGAUUAUGUAGACUAGUAAACUACACGAUAGCAGUUUUAAUAUAUUGCAAUAUCAAAUGAAA
Messenger RNA from Dendroctonus ponderosae (mountain pine beetle), 862 nucleotides. RefSeq lists its product as uncharacterized. The coding region runs from base 184 to 741 and encodes 185 amino acids. The transcript has 5 exons. Gene Ontology annotation, biological process: detection of chemical stimulus involved in sensory perception of smell; sensory perception of smell. The record is from RefSeq and is a predicted model, not a curated record. Lineage: Eukaryota; Metazoa; Arthropoda; Insecta; Coleoptera; Curculionidae. Gene Ontology annotation, cellular component: plasma membrane. Gene Ontology annotation, molecular function: odorant binding; olfactory receptor activity.